Messenger RNA from Talaromyces stipitatus ATCC 10500, 2054 nucleotides. Its product is annotated as protein transport protein Sec61 alpha subunit, putative. The coding region runs from base 241 to 1680 and encodes 479 amino acids. Gene Ontology annotation, cellular component: Sec61 translocon complex; membrane. The record is from RefSeq and is a predicted model, not a curated record. Gene Ontology annotation, biological process: post-translational protein targeting to membrane, translocation; SRP-dependent cotranslational protein targeting to membrane, translocation. The transcript has 5 exons. Lineage: Eukaryota; Fungi; Ascomycota; Eurotiomycetes; Eurotiales; Trichocomaceae. Gene Ontology annotation, molecular function: ribosome binding; signal sequence receptor activity; transmembrane protein transporter activity.
CGCGGCAUAGCGGCAGAACUGGCCAGCAAGACACACUUUCAUCUUUCGUCUCUCCUUACAAUCCCUUUGCUUCGUAUAUCUGUCUAUCCCCCCAUCCUCUUCCUCCACCAGUCCUUUCGUAUAGUUUCCUUUCUUCUCUUCUUCCUGGUUGAUACCAGUCCUCGCUCUUUUUUCUACUGGGAUUGACUUAUUCCUGCUAAUUCGUUUAAUUCCCCCGUUGUUGACAGCAUACCCGUCGCCAUGAGCGGACUUCGGUUUCUCGAUUUGAUCAAACCCUUCACGCCCCUCCUUCCGGAGGUGGCCGCCCCCGAGACCAACAAGGUGCCUUUCAACCAGAAGCUUAUGUGGACUGGGUUGACUUUGUUGAUCUUCUUGGUUAUGAGCCAAAUGCCUUUGUAUGGUAUCGUGUCGUCUGACACUUCGGAUCCUCUUUACUGGCUCCGUAUGAUGUUGGCCAGUAACCGUGGUACAUUGAUGGAGUUGGGUAUCACGCCCAUUAUCUCUUCGGGAAUGGUUUUCCAGCUCCUUGCCGGAACCCACCUCAUCGACGUCAACCUCGACCUCAAGACCGACCGUGAACUGUACCAGACCGCCCAAAAACUCUUCGCCAUCAUCUUGUCCUUUGGUCAAGCCUGCGUCUUCGUCCUUACUGGUCUCUAUGGUCAGCCCAGUGACCUCGGCGCUGGUAUCUGCGUCCUCUUGAUCGUGCAAUUGGUUGUGGCUGGUCUUGUUGUCAUCCUUCUUGACGAAUUGCUUCAAAAGGGCUAUGGUCUCGGAAGCGGUAUCUCCCUCUUCAUUGCCACCAACAUCUGCGAGUCUAUCGUCUGGAAGGCUUUCUCCCCCACCACCAUCAACACUGGCCGUGGUCCCGAAUUCGAGGGUGCCAUCAUUGCUCUCUUCCACUUGCUCUUGACCUGGCCCGACAAGCAGCGUGCUUUGCAGGAGGCUUUCUACCGACAGAACCUCCCCAACGUCAUGAACCUCUUAGCCACCCUCUUGAUCUUCGCCGCUGUCAUCUACCUCCAGGGAUUCCGCGUUGAGAUCCCUGUCAAGUCUUCCCGCCAGCGUGGUAUGCGCGGAUCUUACCCCAUCCGUCUGUUCUACACCUCCAACAUGCCUAUUAUGCUCCAGUCAGCUCUCUGCUCCAACGUUUUCUUGAUCAGCCAGAUGCUCUACUCCCGUUUCUCUGACAACCUUUUGGUCCGUCUUCUGGGUGUCUGGGAGCCUCGUGAGGGUUCUGCUCAGCUCUACGCUGCCUCUGGUAUCGCAUACUACAUGUCUCCUCCUCUUAACUUCAAGGAAGCUCUUUUGGAUCCCGUCCACACCGCUGUCUACGUGACCUUCAUGCUUGUUGCUUGUGCUCUCUUCUCCAAGACCUGGAUCGAGGUUUCUGGCUCCGCUCCCCGCGAUGUUGCCAAGCAGCUCAAGGAUCAGGGCUUGGUUAUGGCUGGUCACCGUGAGCAGAGCAUGUACCGCGAACUCAAGCGUGUUAUCCCUACCGCUGCUGCUUUUGGUGGUGCCUGCAUUGGUGCUUUGUCUAUUGCUUCCGAUCUCCUCGGUGCUUUGGGCAGUGGUACUGGUAUUCUACUUGCCGUCACCAUCAUCUAUGGCUACUUUGAAAUUGCUGCUCGUGAAAGUGACUUUGGCGCAGGCCUCCGAGGUCUUGUUCCCGGCAACUAAACAGGAAACAACUAUCCUUUCCUUUUCUAUAAGAUGAUUAUAUUGGACAAACGGGGUUGUCCUAAUGAUCUCAUAUUUUUCCAUCUUCGUUCUGUCACACUAAGAACUUAUCAUUCUGUUUUUUGUUUAAAUAUAAAGUUAAAUGAAUCAUAGCAAAAAUCGGGUGUACUAUUUGAUUCUCGCUGGUUAUGAUAGGAUUGUUUUCCUAUCCACAUUAGUUGGGUUUGGUUUGAGACCGAAAAGGUGUUGAAUUAUUCUGUUGUUGCUGUGAAUUGGGUUGGUCGUAGUUUGUACAGUAUGGAUAUUAUGAAUGCGCUCAUUGGACUACUAUCAGUUAGGUGAAUGAAGAAUAAAAAUUUGAUUUAUACAUGAUA